CCAUGAUAAAAUGAUAUUCUUAUCUGUAUAUCAUGACAAAAGUGGCAGCUUGAAUACGAAUAAAAAAAGAAUAGCGCCUGCCCACCACCCCCCAAUUCAAAUCAGCUGUUGACAAUCGAAUAAGUCCAACAAGAAACACAUUGGUUUCUCACAUACGUAAUCAUCGCAUUUAAUAUAUAUUUAAAUGGCAUUAUCACACGCUACCAAAGAUGACAUACCCAAAGAUGCAGUUAUUAUCAAUGAGGAAGAAGCACUAGCCUACCAAUGGAAUGUCAUAUCGAAUUGGGAAAAUCGCUGGGAUGUAUGGAGCUUGCGCUAUGGACCUGGCAUACUCGGUGCGAUGUCAGCUGCUACGGGCAUUUACGUAAACAAUCAUUACCGGCGCAAAGUGAAAUUGGGCAGUUAUGGUAAGGCAUCCACUUACCUGCCAAUCGUUGUCAUACCUGCCAUGUUCUCUGUGCUGACACAUAAAUUCUUUGUACAACGCUUUGUCAUAUUGGAUCAACACGCAGAGUGUCCGCUUUGUUUACAAUUGCGUGCGUCCGUCUUUCAAGGUGGUGCAGGUGUUAUCUAUCCAACAAUUUUAGCACCAUUUGCCGCAUUCAUGUUUGCCACACGUCACUACACGUAUCGCCUGCCAUCGGUCAUAAAGGAACCACUAGCUGUAUUCAAAUUAUGGCAAAAUAUGACAAAACCAAUUUUACCGGUACUUGGUGCAGCGCUGGCGGGCCAGUCUAUGAUAGCCAUGUACAUUACGUAUAAGGAACAAAUGCAAAAUUUUUGUUUACAAAUAAAAAUGAAGCGAUUGGAGCAAAUGGCCGAAGAGAAACAGGAAGAGGAGCGAGCGUUAUGCUGAUGUAUUUCAGAACUGUUAACUAAAAAAAAAAGUUAAAAUGUGUAAUGAUAAAGCUGGAAAUUAAUAUUUAAAACAAAAUAAAAUUACAUAAAUCAAAUUGUUUCAACUUCUCUGUUGCAACCAAAUUUCAGUUUAUUUUUCAAUCAUUAAUAAAUAAAGUUAUAAACAUAUACAAGUAUAUGUAAAUAUAUAAUGUUUUUAAUUGUAAACUUUUAAUGCUCCUUUUAACUUCUCCUCCUGUGGAAAAGUCUAUUGCUGCUCAUUAAAAAUCAGUUGGCUACUGGUAAUACUUCAAGGUAUAACGAAUUGGAGACGUUCUUCGUUUUAUUUUCAAUUAAAUGUACAAUUAAUUAAUUAAUCAAGUGAUGACAGAUGGAAUAGAGAGGGCUUAGUUUUUUAUGUAACACUAACUAAACUAAAAUAAUAUUUAAUAACGUUAAUUUGUAUUUUUGAAACUUUUAUUUAAAA
Molecule: messenger RNA, 1324 nt
Organism: Ceratitis capitata (Mediterranean fruit fly)
Lineage: Eukaryota; Metazoa; Arthropoda; Insecta; Diptera; Tephritidae
Exons: 2
Coding region: 185-856 (223 amino acids)
Biological process (GO): mitochondrial respiratory chain complex I assembly
Cellular component (GO): mitochondrion
Source: RefSeq, a predicted model, not a curated record